This is a messenger RNA of Cladocopium goreaui, 1611 nucleotides long. Lineage: Eukaryota; Dinophyceae; Suessiales; Symbiodiniaceae. The record is from the annotation of a GenBank genome assembly.
AUGCACCAUAUCAAGACAGCAGGACUGCCGCCUGACCUGUCGGAUGCGAUUCCGCGACAGACUGUGUUUGGCAGACUGCAGAGAGGUAGCCUGCGGGAGAUUCCAGCAGCAGAUGGCGUCAGGACUGCAGAUGCAGCGAGGGAAUCUGCCCGCAACUCCGCAACUCCGCACCUCCGCGGGUCAACGGAUUGGAAUCCGCGGGUGCGUUGGGUGCGUUAUGCACCUGGCCCAGUGGCCACACCAUCCUUGGUGAAUUUGGAGGCCCAAAGCCGGAGCAUGAAGGCAACGACCAUGCAGAAACAGCGUGGUUUCCGGAAAAAGGUGUCGGUGAACUGCUCCUUCUGCUUUCCAGUGCGCACACCAGAAGGGAAGGGACCUCUGUUGAAGUACGAAGGGAUCAUGGCAGAUCGCCGCAUCGGCGGCACUGACCGAGAGUCCUACAUCGAGCUGAAGAACAGCAUUCUGGUGGGCAAGGAGAAUGAGAUUCUCGCCCUGGAGGGUGUCAAGCGACUCUUUGACGCUUGGAUCGAUGACAUGGCCUUGGCCGAACAGAGAUCGACCCAAGAAAUGACCGCAGCCAAAGCAGCAGCGGCCCAACGGCGCGUGGGAGCGACCCAGCGGGUCCGGCAAGAACAGAGUCAGGUGCGCGGCCUGAGUUCCUUCCAGAAAAAGUCCUCCGUAUUUCUUCUGAGAUGCAGGAUGAAUCCCAUGGGGAUGGCCGCCAUGGGAAUGGCCAUGAUGUCUGCAGCCAAAGGCAUGAAGGAUGAAGAUAGUGAAGAGGAGAGUGCCGAUGAGAAGGAAGAGUCCAAAGGUGCAGUUCCUGGCCCAGGCCCAGUUCCGGAAGCCACGUCGCAAGAUGUAACCAAAGAGUUGCUCAAUAUCGACGAAGGGGCUUUUCUUCGUGUGAACUACAUGCAUCCCCAGCUGGGUAAAGUCACUUACGAGGGAGCUCUUCAUGAGAAGUUCAUUGGAACUUGCGCCAGUCAGCCCGCAACGCCCAGUGACAAUGGCCAUCCCCCUGGGCCGGAUGAAGUGCUUGGUUGUCGUACAUCCAGCUGUCUGGUUGCAGAAGAUGUGGCGAUGGACCGGGAGAGGAAGAGGAUUGAACAGCAGAAAGUCUUGGCGUGGAAAUCCCUGUGGCACAUGGCGCGACGCUGCUCGGCACCUUGCGAUGAGAUGCACUUGCCGCGGUUGCUGCACCAAGGUGAGACUGGCAGGACGGGCAGCAAGAGCCUCGUCCCUCUGUCGGCCCGCAGCAUCAGCAAGAGCUCCGUAGAUUCUUCGACCUCCAGUCCAUUGGGAGGAGGCUCCUGGCAACUGGGGGGUGCCUCUCGCAACCUGCGGCGGGUCAGCCUGCAGCGAGGCUUGGUGCAUGAGACACCGCCUUCCAAGAGCGACGAGCUGCCGAGCUUCGAGGAGCUCUCGCGAGACUUGCAGGGCUGGAAUGGCCGCUGGAAGCAAAAGAAGGCUUCAGUGCUGAUGGAAGAACGCUUGCGGGUGGACGAAAUGGAGAUCCUGCAGAAGAGGUACGAGAUGGAAGAGCGGCGUCGAAAAGAUGAGGUGAUGCUGGGGCUGGGGCGGAUGUCACUGUGGCAGUUUCAAGAUGAUUGA